UCGCAAUCGCAUUACAACAUUCAAAUUGUUUUAUUAUCUCAUAAUACUGACCUUUCGGAAAUGACGAAGGAUGUUUUCUUAAAGCUUUUGACAGACAGGAUUCUUUUGAGAGUGGCAUCGUGAUGGCGGUUGUUGAAGUUGGCAGCUUUAUGAAAUUUUAUUGUGUAUCGAGCUUCUCCGGAUCUGUUGCGGAAUUUUGAAAAACGGGAAUAAUACUUCCCAUAAUAUCGGGAUGGUUUAAUAUUUAAGCGCUGUAUUACGAGUUACACUCGUGAAAGAAUUAAUGAUUCUAAUAAUGCAAGUGAAAAGUAUUUGCUGAUUUUUGCUUAAAAAGUGCACAUUUGAAGAAAGAAACUGGAAUCGUAGUGUUAAAUAGUCUCGAUGUAUUUUAUCCGAAUGCAAUAAAAUUCAGGUUAAUCUUCAGUAAUGGCACAAAAGGGUUUUGCCUCAAACAAUUCCUUAAAUAUGGAUUCAUUUUUACAUGUGGAUAAAGAGAUUGAAUUCAUAGUUGAUGAUAGUUCCUCACAAUAUUCCUUUGCUGUGCCAACUGAGAAAACAUUAGAAUUGUCACGAAAAACGUAUUCAAAGAAGAAUCCAAUCACAUAUCAUCAUUAUAGUUCUUCUCCAGACAAGAUGCAGGUUAAUGGAAAUACAUCUGUAACAAAUACUUGUAUUCUUAAUCAAAGAAAUUCACCAGUUGAACAAAAGAAACUUUUGAGAGGUAAAAGGAGUAAAGAUUCACAUCCUAUAAAUUCGAAGUCCAUGCCUCCUAAAAGAAUGAAACGAAAAGAAACAAAUGAUAUUAAAAUCAUACAUCAUAAAAUAAAUGUGCCUAAAUCAUCAAAUAAAUUUUAUAAAGGGGUUUCAAACUCUAAUUUAGUUGUUGAUCCUGAGAUAGAAAUUAUAGAAAUUAAACAAAAUUCACCUAAAUCAAGAUCUGUUGGCCUUCUUGAAACAAAUAUUACUGUCACUCCAAAUUAUUGUAGUGCUAAAGGGAAAGCUAAAGACAAGUUAGAUAUUUUGCAGAAAAAGAAAAAUCCAUUAAAAAUGGUGCCCCAGCCAGUUUCUGAACCAUGUUAUCCGUCUAAUGAUGAAGUGUUGAUAAACGAAGCUGAUACAGCUCCUAUAAUGCCAAGCUCUGAUAUUCCUGAUGGAACUGUUAUUGAGGCAUCAAAUAGCAUGAUAAAUGCAUCUACCUCAAGGAAGUGGCUUUCUGCUGAUGGAACAGUUAGAUUUUCACAGUUAAAUAGUGAUAAUUCUCCUGCUGCCAAAGGAGCUAAAAAGGAUGGGGGAAAAAUUUUACUUCCAUCACAAAAAAAAUUUGAAAAAAGCAGAGAGCUUAGAAGAUUGUAUAAUAAUUUGAAUGAAAUUUCUUGGUUUCAUGAGAAAAGCUUUCAGAAAUUAUUAGUUAACAAAAAGGGUCAUAUUCAGCAUUUUGAUAAGAAUUUGCGUCACAUAAAAUCAGCUUUGCUACAUAGACUGAAGCGGCAGCCUAUGAAAAAGUCUGCAGCAAAGAUCGUAGCUUUGAAAAAAACAAAAAUUGCAAGAUUAAAACAUAAAGUACCUGCAAAACGUUUGCCUUUUAAACAGGUGAAUAAAAAGGUACUUGCCUCUAAACAAAUCAGUAAAACGAAUACCAUUAAGCAAAACAUGAAUGUUAUCAAAAAACAUGGUACUUCUAAUCUCCGUACAAAAAAGCAUAUCAUUAAUCGAAAUAAUAAUAAAAAAAUUCAGAAUAUGAAGAAAGGGACGAAAAUUAAUAGCAUUAGCAAAAAAUAUAUUAAUGCUGAAAUCAGAAAAGAAAAUAUAAAGAAAGGAGUGAAAAUUGAUAAGGGAAAACAAUAUAUCAAUGCUAGAAUUAAAAAAGAAAAUAACAAUGCUGGAAUUAAAAAAAGAGAUAUCAAUGCUAAAAAUAAAAAAGAAAAUGCCAGUACUAAAAGUAAAAAAGAAAAUGGUAGUAGUAAUGCCAAAAAAACCGUUAAUGCCAGUCCCAAGAAGUUAAUUGUUAUGCACAUUGGUAACAAAAAAGAUAAUGUUCUAAACACCAGUGAUAAAAAGAAGGUUGUUACAAGUAGUGAGAAAAAAAUAAAUUCUGCUAGUACCAGCGGCAAGAAAAUAAGUAUUACUGCUCCCCUCAUGAAGAAGGCCAAUGCUGUUACUCCAAUUAUGAAAAAGACAAGUGUAAAUAUCAGUGAUAAAAAAUUAACUGCCGCUACUAAUUUUAAGCUGAAUAAUACUGACCCGAAAAAUAAUAUUAAAAAAUCUAAAGUGAUGCCUAAGAUAGUAUACAGAGGAAAAAAUAAAACUGUACCCAGUUCAAGAAUGGAUUUUUCUGUGGCUUCUGGUAGUGGUCUGCAGAAUGCUUGCAAUAUCUUCAAGACAGAUGUAUGCAGUUCUAAUCCUUCGGCUUCAUUGCUGAAAAAUAUGUAUAAAAACUUAGAAAAAGUUGAAAUCUCAAAUGAAGUAGAUAUUUAUCGUAGGUUUAUAAGCGGUGAGAAGGAAAUUUAUUCAGCUUUUCAAAGAGGUUCAAAACUGAGAGUUACUCUUGAACCUCUUGAACAUACUGAUUGGUGGACAGAUGAAUGCUAUGAAUCAGUAAAGAAAGAAAUGUUGCAGCAAGCUCUUCUCAAAGGUAUAAUGUAUUUUCAUGUUUUUAUAAAUGUUAUUUAUUAG
Molecule: messenger RNA, 2673 nt
Organism: Stegodyphus dumicola
Lineage: Eukaryota; Metazoa; Arthropoda; Arachnida; Araneae; Eresidae
Source: RefSeq, a predicted model, not a curated record